ACUGGAUGCAGGCCUUAGAUACUGCAGGUCAUAGAUUGUAUGCAGGCCUGGACCUUUAACCUUUCUUCACAAAAAAGAUGGCGUCAGGACCGCCCAUUCAACCAGUCUCCUCCCCUCACAUCCACGGCUGUACACACCUUCUCACUCCCGCUCCUCCAGUCCUCCUCUUUCUCCUUCUGUGCCACCAAUGUUGCUCAAGUGUGCUUCAAAGAAUGACUGACACUGGAGAGGCCGACGACGAAUUCCAGUUUCUACGAACGGGAGAUGAAGUGGUUUUGCAGAGUACCUUCACCUCCCAUGAGGAACAUGUGAAGCUCUGUCUGGCAGCAGAGGGAUUUGGCAGCAGACUUUGCAGACUUGAGCCCACCUCUAACUGCAAGAAUGUUCCUCCAGACUUGUCUGUAUGUGGCUUUGUCGUGGCCCAGUGUCUGUCUGUUCGAGCCCUGCAAGAGAUGCUGGCCCACAGUGAGCACCUGGCUACAGAGGUGGGAGCUGGAGGAAGCCAUCGCACCCUUCUGUAUGGCCAGGCAGUGUUGUUCCUACACUCAUACAGUGGCAUGUAUCUCAGCUGCUUGUCUUCAUCUCACGCUUCAACGGACAAGCUGGCUUUUGAUGUUGGUCUGCAGGAGGAUAAAGCAGGUGAGGCAUGUUGGUGGACCGUCCACCCAGCAUCCAGACAGAGGUCAGAGGGUGAGAAAGUGCGUGUUGGAGAUGACCUCAUACUGGUCAAUGUUUCCUCAGAGAGAUAUCUGCACCUGUCCUUUGGCACUGUAUUUGACAACAAAAGCUUAAGUGACAGCCUGAUUGUCAAUGCAGCCUUCCAGCAGACUCUCUGGAGUGUCGCUCCCAUUUGCUCUGGAGGUGGAGUCGCUCAAGGAUACCUGAAGGGGGACGACACAUUGCGGCUACUCCACAGCCAUAGUGACGCCUGUCUGACUAUUCCGUCCACAGAGCAGGGAGAGGAACUGCAAAGGAUAAUGCAUUAUGAGAUUGGAUCAGUCUCCAGCCAUGCCCGCUCUCUCUGGAGGCUGGAGAUUCUGCGUGUUGUUUGGAGUGGUAGGCACACAUGCUGGGGGCAGCCUUUCCGGCUCCGCCAUGUGACCACUGGGAGGUACCUGGGUCUUACAGAUGAGAAAGGCCUACAUCUGGUCGAUCGAGACAAGGCCGACAUCAACACAACCUCCUUCUGCUUUCGAUCAUCGAAGGAGAAGCUUGACGCUGGCACAAAGACAAACGUCGAUGGCAUGGGGAUCCCAGAGAUCAAGUAUGGAGACUCCAUUUGUUAUGUUCAGCAUGUAGACUCCGGGCUCUGGCUCACCUACCAAGCUAUUGAUGCCCAAUCUACACGCAUGGGAGGGGCGCAGCGAAAGGCCAUUUUGCACAGCGAGGGCCAUAUGGAUGAUGGGCUGACGCUGUCUCGUUCUCAGAGGGAAGAAUCUCACACUGCCCGACUCAUCCGGAGUGCUACUCUCCUCUUCACUCGCUUUAUCAGGAAACUGGAUGGCUUUACUCAACAAGGAAACCUGACAUCUGUCAGCCUGCCAAUGGAGAUAGUGACAUGUAGUCUGCAGGAUCUGAUAAACUAUUUCCAGCCUCCACCGGAGGGUCAAGGCCAUGAAGCUAAACAGAACAACAUGACAGCGCUAAAGAAUCGCCAGAACAUGUUUCAAGAAGAGGGCGUGAUAGAUUUGGUCCUAGAUUGUAUUGACCGUCUACACCAAUAUAGUAGUGGCUCUCAUUUUGCUGAGGCUGCUCAGAGUGACACAGGAGAAGAGUGGGAGACCAUCCUCAACCGUUUCUAUGAGCUGCUGGCUGCUCUGAUCCGGGGAAACCGUGCGAACUGUGCACAUUUCUCAGGUUCUCUAGACUGGCUGAUUAGCAGGCUAGACCGUCUGGAGGCCUCUUAUGGAGUCUUGGAGGUUCUACACUGCGUCUUAGUGGAAAGCCCUGAAGCACUCAACGUCAUCAAGGAAGAACACAUUCAUUCUAUCAUCUCUUUUCUAGACAAGCAUGGAUGCAACUGCAAGGUGCUGGAGGUGCUGUGCUCUCUGUGUGUGUGUCACGGUGUAGCUGUGCGGUCCAAUCAGAACCUCAUCUGUGACAACCUGCUGCCAGACAGAGAUUUGCUGCUUCAAACACGACUGGCUAAUCAGGUCACCAGCAUGAGACCAAACAUAUUUUUGGCUUUGGGGGAAGAUUCAGCCCAGCAUCGGAGGUGGUAUUAUGAGCUGGUUGUGGAUCAUGUCGACUCCUUCCUCACAUCUGAGCCCACACACCUGCGUGUUGGCUGGGCUCGCACUGAGGACUACCAGCCCAGGCCCACAGGUGGUGAAGGCUGGGGGGGCAGCGGCGUGGGAGACGACCUCUGCUCGUACGGCUUUGAUGGGCUUCACCUCUGGUCAGGCUGCGUGGGCCGCAGGGUGAGCUCUCUCUUCCCUCACCUGCUGAAAGAUGACGAUGUGGUCAGCUGCUGUCUAGACCUCAGUGCUCCCUGCAUCUCCUUCCGGGUCAACGGUCUGCCUGUGCAGGGCAUGUUGGAGAACUUCAGUGCUGAUGGACUUCUUUAUCCUGUUAUCAGCUUCUCUGCUGGAGUCAAGGUUCGUUUUCUGUUUGGAGGACGACAUGGAGAGUUUCGCUUCUUGCCCCCACCAGGUUUUGCUCCAUGCUCUGAUGCUUUGCUCCCGAGAGUCAAGCUGAAGUUAGAGCCAUGUCAGAAAUACAUCUUGGAUCAUGGAGAGGGGAAACAAGAGCUCAUUGGCCCCUUAGUACCUGCCACUCCAGUGACCUUUACUCCCACACCAGUAGACAUCAGCAAGGUGGUAUUGCCUCAACAACUUGAGGAUAUCCGAGAAAAAAUGGCUGAGAAUAUCCAUGAUCUCUGGGCAAUGGACAAGAUUGAUCUUGGAUGGACACAUGGACCUGUGAGAGAUGAAGUCAAGAGGCACGAUCCGUGUCUAGUUGAGUUCUCCAAGCUGUCUGAGCAGGAGAGGAACCAGAACCUUCAGAUGGCUCAGGACACCCUCAGGACUCUCCUUGCCCUUGGUUUCCACAUUGGUUUGACUGAUGACCACGCUGAGGAGAGAAUCAACUACACAAGACUAGCCACCAAGUAUGAGCAGCCCAGUGGCUAUAGACCGGCCCCAGUAGACUUGAGCCAGGUUUUUCUGAGCCCAGCCCUCGAGGAAGUGGUUCACUUGCUGGCAGAGAACGAUCAUAAUGUAUGGGCCAGAGAGCGCAUCAAGCAGGGAUGGACCUAUGGAGCCCUACAGGAUGUGAAAGCGAAGCGUAGCCCGCACCUCGUGCCCUACAGCCUUCUUGAUGAAAGGAGUAGGAGAGUGGGCAGGGAGAGUGUCAGAGAGGCCGUCUGUACUCUGCUGGCCUACGGUUACAGCUUGGAGCCUCUCAACCAGGAACGGACCACAUUAUCAAAUCCAUGUCUCUUCUCUGCCGAGAAGUGCAGAGUGUUCCGACCAGAUAAAUCCUACUCUGUGACCCGGGGGAAGUGGUACUUUGAAUUUGAAAUAGUGACAGCUGGUAAUAUGAGAGUGGGCUGGGCCCGACCAGGCUGUACCCCCGAUAAAGAGCUCGGCUCAGAUGACCAGGCGUUUGUCUUCGAUGGAUUUGAGGCUCAGUGGUACCAUCAGGGCGUUGAGCCCCUGGGACGUCCGUGGCAGAGAGGCGAUGUGGUGGGUUGCUUGGUGGACAUGGCUGAACGCACCAUGAUGGUCACGCUCAAUGGAGAGGUGCUGUUUAAUGACAGAGGAUCAGAGCUGGCUGCCAAGGACUUUGAUAUCGGAGACGGCCUGUUGCCUAUGGUCAGUGUCGGGGUGAACCAGGUGGGAAGGCUGAACCUGGGUCGUCAAGCGGGCUCUCUGCAGUACUUUACUGUGUGUGGCCUGCAGGAGGGCUAUGAACCAUUUGCUGUCAACAUGGCCAGAGACCCAGCCCUGUGGAUGAGUUGGAAACAGCCUCAGUUUACCUCUAUAAUGCCUGAUGAUCACAACCUACAGGUCACUAGAGUCGGUGGCUCAAAGGAUUCCUUAUCCAGCCUGAGGGUUUCUCAGCGGUUGUUUGCACACCACGGCGGAGGCAGUGAGAUGGGCUUUUACCGGCUCAGCAUGUCCAUCCAAUGUGCUGCCAUCCUCACAAGCCCUGCGGGGGGCGUGCUUCCACUGGCCUCCAACUCUCUCUCUCCAGGAAGGAAAGAGCAGGAGGAGGUGGACUCUGACUUUGAAGUACUGAUGAAGUCAGCCCACAGCUUUGCUGGCUCAAGAGAUGAGCUCAACCAUAAGGAUCAUAGUCACGACAAAACAUCAAGAUUGAAACAACGGUUCAUGCUGAAGAGGACUAAGCCAGAGCUGGUCAGCAGCAACUCAUCUGCACGGCUUCUAGAAGAUGUCGUAGUCGACAAAGAUAACCAUGAUCACCUUAUCCAGAGCUCCAGAUAUUACUAUUCAGUGAGGGUUCUUCCAGGCCAGGAGCCGUUCAAUGUGUGGGCAGGCUGGGUGACCUCUGACUUUCAUCAACACAACACGACUUUUGACCCUGACGAUGUCCUCACUGUGACAGUCACCCUCGGAGAUGACAGUGGCAAAGUCCAGGAAAGUGUGAAGCGGUGCAACUGUUACAUGGUGUGUGCUGGAGAGGCAACAGGCCUGUCUCAGAGUCGGAGAAGUGCAGGGUUGGAAAUUGGCUGUUUAAUCGACACAACCACUGGGCUUCUCACGUUUACCUCCAGUGGAGUGGAAAUGGCCACCUUCUACCAAGUGGAAGCCGGUACAAAGCUGUUUCCGGCUGUGUUUAUCAAGCCCACCACGAGCAACAUGUUUCAGUUUGAACUGGGACGCGUCAAGAAUGUGAUGCCACUGUCAGCAGGUUUGCUUCGCAGCCAAAGAAGGAAUGCCGCUCCUCAGUGUCCUCCAAGGUUUCAGGUCCAGCAUCUCAACCCGGUGUCGUGGACCAGAGUACCGGACCGUGCAUUAAAGGUGAUGGUGGAUCGGCCAGAUGAGCACCACGGCUGGAGAGUCCAAUGCCAUGAUCCCUUGCAAGUCAUGACCCUUCAGAUCCCCGAUGAAAACAGGUCUGUUGACAUCUUGGAGUUGUCGGAACUUGACGACCUCUUGACCUUUCAUCACCACACUCUCCUCCUGUACUGCUCUUUAUGCGCCCUUGGAAACACCAGAGUUUGCCAUGCCCUCUGCAGUCACGUGGACCAAUCCCAGGUCCUUCAUGCCAUUCAGAAUCCCCACCUCCCUGGCCCACUCCGCUCUGCGUUUUAUCAGCUUCUUAUUCAGGUUCACCUCAGCAGCCACACCGCAGCAUGUCACCUGAUGAACCACGAAUACAUUGUGCCUAUGACUGACCAGACCAGGGAAAUCACCCUCUAUCCCAGCCCUGCUAAUGGUGUUAAUGGGGAGAAUGGUCAACCUCAAGAAGGCAUUUCCAGCACUGGUCUCAGCACAUCCCUUAAACCACGGAUGCAUUUCUCAUCUCCUUGUUUUGUCAGGAGUGAUGGGAUGGACGGAGACGCAGCAGGUGAAAUAGCCUGCACAGACAGUCCAGAAAUCCCUUUGGACACAUUGAAGAACCUGACUGUGGAGAUGCUGACUGAUGGAGUACGGGCUGUGGGUCAGGGUGUGAGGGAUCCUGUAGGAGGCAGCAUUGAGCUUCUGCUGGUUCCCCUAAUUAGACUGUUCUACACUUUACUGGUUAUGGGGGUAUUCGGGGAUGAGGAUCUGGGGAAAGUUUUGAGACUGAUAGAGCCGAGAGUCUUCUCGACAGAUGCCGAAACCCUCGAGAAGGAAGAGAGAGAAGAAGAUGGUGAUGAUGAAAAAGAAUGGAAAGGGGGCAACGAAAAAGAAGAUGAAACGCUUAAACAAGGACUUCUCCAAAUCAAGCUUCCAGAAGCCGUCAAACUUGAGCUCUGCCAUCUGCUGUCCUACCUGUGUGACUGCCAGGUGCGCCACAGGGUAGAAGCUGUGGUCGCCUUCUCUGACAACUUUGUGGGUCAGCUGCAGGAGAACCAGCGCUUUCGUUACAACCAGGUCAUGCAGGCACUCAACAUGUCCGCCGCUCUCACCGCCCGCAAGACCAAGGAGUUCCGCUCACCUCCACAGGAGCAGAUCAAAAUGCUGCUGAGCUUCAGAGAGGAUGAGCAGCAGGAGAACUGUCCUUGUCCAGUGGAAAUCCAACAGCUCCUGCAAGACUUCCACCACCUGCUCAACACACACUGUGGCAUUGAAUUGGACAGUGACACAGCGGAUGAAGAGGAUGCCGAGAUGUCUCUAAAAGAUCGACUUCUCAGUCUGGUGGCGAGAGUCAUUGGACUGAAGAAGACGCCGAUAGAAGUGGAGGGGAGUAGACCGCAGAGUGCCAAGUCCCUCAAAACGCUGAUCUCUGAGACGAUGGUGCAUUGGGCUCAAGAGACUGAGAUGGAGGACCCUGAACUGGUUAGGGCUGUCUUCUCGUUGCUGCACCGCCAGUAUCAGGGCCUUGGGGGCCAAAUGGCAGGACACCUCUGCAGAGCCUAUACAAUCAGCCAGGCGUCGGUAGAAGACACCAUGGCUCUCCUGUCCUCCCUGAGCCAAAUCCGCUCCCUCCUCAGUGUCCGCAUGGGGAAAGAAGAGGAGCGGCUGAUGAUCAGAAGGCUAGGGGACAUCAUGAAUAAUAAAGUUUUCUACCAGCAUCCAAAUCUAAUGAGGGCAUUGGGGAUACAUGAGACAGUGAUGGAGGUGAUGGUCAAUGUUCUUGGGGAAGGGGAAUCAAAGGAGAUUACCUUUCCCAAGAUGGUGGCCAGCUGCUGUCGAUUCCUGUGCUAUUUUUGCCGCAUCAGCCGUCAUAAUCAGGGAGCCCUGUUUGACCAUCUCAGCUACCUGCUGGAAAACAGCAGCGUUGGCCUAGCUUCACCAUCCAUGCGUGGGGCCACUCCUCUGGAUGUGGCAGCGGCCUCCGUUAUGGAUAAUAAUGAACUGGCCUUAGCGCUGAGGGAACCUGACCUAGAGAAGGUGGUUCAGUACCUUGCUGGCUGUGGUCUUCAGAGCUGUCCGAUGCUAGUGGCUAAAGGCUAUCCUGAUAUCGGAUGGAACCCUGUGGAGGGCGAGCGUUAUCUGGAUUUUCUACGUUUUGCUGUCUUCUGCAAUGGUGAGAGUGUAGAGGAGAAUGCUUACGUGGUGUUGAGGUUGUUGAUUCGUCGGCCUGAGUGUUUUGGACCUGCCCUGCGAGGUGACGGGGGAAAUGGCCUCCUGGCAGCCAUGGAGGAAGCCAUCAGGAUCUCAGAGGACCCUUCUAUGGACGGACCUUGCACCACCUACCAGUCCAACAGAACACUAGAUGUGGUCCAGGACAAUGAUGAUGACCUCAUUCACAUGGGGCAUGCCAUCAUGACCUUCUACUCGGCCCUUAUCGACUUGCUGGGACGCUGUGCUCCAGAGAUGCAUUUGAUUCAACGAGGCAAAGGAGAAGCCAUCCGCAUUCGAGCCGUUCUGAGGUCGCUCAUCCCCAUUCAGGAUCUUGAGGGAGUCAUCAGCAUCUCCUUUCAAAUUCCUUCAGUGUCUAAAGAUGGUCUUGUGGUUGAGCCUGACCUAUCUACAGUGUUCUGCCCAGACCACAAGGCAGCUAUGGUUCUGUUCCUGGACCGGGUUUAUGGCAUUGAGAACCAGAAUUUUCUUCUCCACCUACUAGAAGUUGGCUUUCUGCCUGACCUUCAGGCAGCUGUUUCUCUCGACACUGCUGACUUAGGGUCCACUGAUAUGGCCCUGGCCCUCAACAGAUACCUGUGUACAUCUGUGCUUCCCCUGCUCACCAAAUGUUCAGCUCUCUUCUGUGCUUUAGAGGACCACGCUUCGCUGGUGGAUUCUCUCAACCAGGCAAUCUACAGCCUCUCCAGAGCUCUUAGCUUGACCACGGCUCAGAGAGACACUAUUGAAGAUUGUUUGUUGGCUGUAUGCAGUAAACUUCAACCAUCUAUGAUGCAGCCUCUUCUUCGACGUCUCGUCUUCGAUGUUCCCCAUCUCACAGACUACAGCAAGAUGCCACUAAAGCUCUUGACCAGUCACUACGAGCAGAGGUGGAAGUACUACUCCCUAGCUGGAGGGCAGGGCGACCAGGAUUUGGCCUCUGAAGAGGAGCUCCACCUGUCUAGAAAGUUGUUCUGGGGCGUAUUUAAGGCCUUGGCAAAGAAGCCCUAUGAGCUUCAGUUAUUCAGGCUGUGUGUCCAGUGUCUGGCUGCAGUGGCCAAGGCCCUGCCUCCUGACCACAUGGACUCAAGCUGUGUGUCCCAUACAGAGGGAAAAGCCUCGAUGGACACGGACGGACACUUUGACCCCCAACCUGUGGUUACCUCCAACGUGUCAGUGCCAGAGAGACUGGAGUUUGUAGUGAACAAGUAUGCAGAGCACACUCACGAGAAGUGGUCACUGGAAAAGUUUGCCAACGGCUGGGUUCAUGGGGAGCAGCUAUGCGAGAGCACCAAGGUUCACCCUCUCCUCAAGCCGUACAGGGCUGUGGCAGAAAAGGAGAAGGAAGCAUACCGCUGGGCCAUUAAAGAAACGAUAAAGAGUAUGCUGGCCUUUGGAUGGACCAUAGAGAGAACCAAAGAAGGAGACGCAUUUGGCACGCAUACCUGCGCACAGAGAGUAUCUCAGUCUGGACAGCUGUCUUUUGAAGGAGCAUCAACCUUCAGCCCCAAACCUAUGGACAUGAGCAGCAUCACCUUAUCAUGGGACCAAUGUGCUAUGGCUGAACAGUUGGCUGAAAACUACCACAAUGCCUGGGCUAAGAGGAAGAAAUUAGAACUUGAGAGUAAAGGAGGGGGUGGCCAUUCAAUGCUUGUACCCUAUGAUACCCUGACUGCCAAGGAGAAGACUAAAUUCAGAGAGCGAGCCCAGGAUGUCCUCAAGUUCCUUCAGCUCAAUGGUUACACUGUGUGGAGGGAUCGGAAGACAGUGGAGAUGGACUUUCCAGCCGUAGCCAACUGCUUUGGCUACACUCUCCUUCAGCGGCUGCUCUCUCACACCGAGGAUGCCCAAGAGCACAUGUUGGAGCUGGAGGUGAUGCAAGCCAGAGGACAGAUGUCUAAAGGAGAGAGAGCUCCACACCAGCAACCACUUCAUUUUUUCCCCAAGGUAAUCCUUCCUCUUUUGGAACAAUAUGUGAUGAGCCACCGUCUGUAUUUCCUCACCACUUCUCUCUGCUCGCGAAGCCAUGCGUCAAAAAAGGAAAAGGAGAUUAUUGCAAGUCUCUUUUGUAAGAUUGCAGCUCUAGUAAGACACAGGAUCUCACUCUUUGGAAACGAAGCCUCCUCAGUUGCAAGCUGCCUCCACGUUUUGGCUCAGGCUCUGGAUGCCAGGGCAUUGAUGAAGUCAGCACCAGAGGCUAUCCAAGCAUCUCUGCAUUCAUUCUUUGAGGCGGCUGCAGCUGAUCUGGAGAUGACCGUGGAAAACCUUUCUGUGACCUUAGUCUGUUUGCCUCCGAGUAGGAGUCAACAGGCUAGAGGAGUGGCCAAGGUUCUCAGCUUCACCACCUCCGUUCUCCUCCCCACCCUCACUUCCCUCUUCCAGCAUCUUAGCAACCAAAACUACGGAGUGGACCUUCUGGUGGGGAGUAUCCAGGUGUCCUGUUACAGGAUCCUCAACAGCCUCUACUCUCUUGGCACCAGUAGCAGCAUCUACAUGGAGGGGCAGAGGUCAGCAGCAGGUGCUUGUCUCGCAGCCCUGACUGGGACUUUUCCUGUAUGCUUCCUGGAGCCAUCCCUAAACCAAAACAACCCUUACUCCAUCUACAACACCAUGAGUGCUUCUGAGAGAGAAGACCUGGGGCUGCCAGAUCAGGUGGUGGACAUGUGUCCUCUCUUGCCCUCUCUGGAAGAAGCUCUGGGGGAAGUAAAGGAGUUGGCAGGUGCUGGCGCCGGAGCUCGCCAGGCGCACUACAUCCAUGUCACGAAGGUCACUUUGCCUAUGCUGUGCAGCUACAUGUCCCGCUGGUGGCACUGGGGCCCUGAGGGCCAGCAAGACAACCCAAUCUGCACCGCUGUCAUUCCUCAACAUGCUAGUGACCUUCUUGGCCACAUUCUCCGUAUCAUCCACAACCAUGUGGGAGCAAGCCAGGGUGACUGGAUGAAACAGCUGGCAGUUUUUUCUCAGCCAAUUAUAUGCAAAGCCCGCAGUGAGCUGUUAAAGAGCCACUUCCUGCCACUGAUGGAGAAGUUGAGGAAGAGGGCUGAAUGCGUGCUGCUAGAGGAGGAGCAGAUGAAAGCAGAAGGGUGCGAUACCUCCGAAGCGGAGAUGCAGAUACAGGAGAAGUUCACUGUGCUGGUGCGAGACCUCUACGCCUUCUAUCCCCUCCUCAUCCCAUUUGUGGAUUCUAAUCGAGCCAGCUGGCUGAAAGAGUCAAACCCUGAUGCUGAGCAGCUGUUCAUCAUGGUGGCAGAGGUCUUUAUAUUCUGGGCCAAAUCUCAUAAUUUCAAAUGGGAGGAACAGAACUUUGUGGUCCAAAAUGAAAUCAACAACUUGGCUUUCUUGGUCAACAACGACAAAAUGUCCAAGUUUGACCAUGAGCAGAGGAGGAUGAAGAGGAAGGGAGAUCGUUAUUCCACACACACCUCUCUCAUUGUGGCAUCCAUGAAGAGACUGCUCCCUGUGGGACUCAGGGUUUGUUCUCCAAGCGACCACAGCCUUAUCAUGUUGGCUAAGAGCGGCUUCACUCAGAAGAACACCCAAGAUGAGAUUCGAGAGCGUGUUUUCAGUUGCCUUAUACAUCAUCAGAGUCAGGCGUCAAACUGUUUGAGGCAGGAGACCCUUUAUGCUGAACACCAGCUGAACACCGUCGCUGACGCCCAAAGGACUGUAGACAGGGUUCUGGAAAUAGCUCGAGUCCUUUAUUACCUGGACCAGGUGGAACACCCGCAGAGAAGUAAAAAACCUGCGUGGCACAAGGUCUUAUCCAAACAGAGGAAACGAGCAGUGGUGGCCUGCCUAAGGAUGGCUCCCCUCUACAACUUACCCAGGCACAGAGCUGUCAACCUGUUCCUCCAAGGCUACAAUAAAACCUGGAUAUCAGCUGAGGACCACAACUUUGAGGAGAAGCUCGUGGAGGAUUUGGCUAGGGGAGGAGUGAUAGAGCUGUAUGGAGGUGACAGAGAGGAAGAAAAGGAUGUGGAAGAAGGUGCCAAACGAAUCGAUCCCCUCCUACAACUCAUUACACUCUUCAGUCGAAGCGCCCUCACGGAGAGGAGUAAGCUCGGAAAUGACGCUCUCUAUAAGUCCUACGCUGCUAUCAUGGCCAAGAGCUGCCACAGGGAGGAUGAUAAUGAUGAAGAACAGGAGGUGGAAAGCUUUGAAGAAAAGGAGAUGGAGAAACAGAAGUUGCUGUACCAGCAGGCCAGGCUGCAUCGUCGUGGAGCUUCUGAGAUGGUUCUGCAAACCAUCAGUGCCAGCAAAGGGGCUAUGGGCUCCAUGAUUGCCCCUACGUUGAAGCUGGGUAUUGCUGUUCUCAACGGAGGGAAUGCCACUGUUCAACAGAAAAUGCUGGAUUAUCUGAGAGAGAAGCAAGACGUCGGCUUCUUUCAGAGCAUGGCCGGACUCAUGCGGUCAUGUAGCGUACUGGAUCUGAAUGCAUUUGAGAGGCAGAACAAAGCAGAAGGAUUAGGCAUGGCCAUGGACGAGAGCUCAGGAGAGAAGGUGAUGCCUGACAAAGAUAUAACCUGUGACCUAUUCCGUUUUCUACAGCUGCUCUGUGAAGGACACAACUCAGAUUUCCAGAAUUACCUGAGAACACAAACAGGCAACAACACUACUGUCAACAUCAUAAUAACCACUGUGGACUAUUUACUGAGAGUACAGGAGUCCAUCAGUGACUUCUACUGGUACUACUCAGGGAAGCAUGUGAUUGAUGAACACGGACAACAGAACUUCUCCAAGGCCAUCGAAGUGGCCAAGCAGGUCUUCAACACACUCACUGAGUACAUACAGGGCCCAUGCACUGGGAACCAACAGAGCCUAGCUCACAGUCGUCUGUGGGACGCUGUAGUGGGUUUCCUCCAUGUCUUUGCCCACAUGCAGAUGAAGCUCUCUCAGGAUUCAAGGCAAAUUGAGCUUCUGAAAGAGCUUAUGGAUUUACAAAAGGACAUGGUUGUAUUUUUGCUUUCCAUGUUAGAAGGUACCGUCGUGAAUGGAACUAUUGGAAAGCAGAUGGUGGAUAUGUUGGUGGAAUCAUCAGGCAAUGUGGAGAUGAUCCUCAGGUUUUUUGACAUGUUCCUCAAACUUAAAGACCUCACCUCCUCAGACGCCUUCAGAGAGUACGACCCUGAUCGUAAGGGCUGCAUCUCCAGGAAGGACUUCCAGAAAGCCAUGGAGAAUCGCAAACGUUUCUCCCAAGCUGAGAUUCACUUCCUCCUCUCCUGCAUGAAGUCCGACGAUAGUGAAAUUGUGGACUACGAGGCCUUUGUGGAUUGCUUCCACGAGCCAGCCAAAGACAUCGGCUUCAGCAUCGCGGUCCUCCUCACCAAUUUGUCCGAACACAUGCCCAACGAUGCAAGACUUAGUACGUUCCUGGAAUUGGCGAAGUGCGUCUUGACUUACUUCCGGCCCUAUUUAGGACGCAUUGAGAUCCUCGGCAGCGGGAAGCGCAUCGAACGCGUCUACUUUGAGAUCAGCGAAUCCAGCCGCACACAGUGGGAGAAGCCUCAGGUCAAAGAGUCCAAGAGGCAGUUCAUUUUUGAUGUCAUCAAUUCGGGUGGAGAGAAGGAGAAAAUGGAGAUGUUUGUCAACUUCUGCGAGGACACCAUCUUUGAGAUGCAGCUAGCAGCCCAGAUAUCUGGCUCUGAUGCUGGAGAGAGGCACGCUGAUAAAGGAGGAGAAGAAAAGAGUGAAGAUGAAGAUCUGGACAACAAAGGAAUGUUUUUCAUGCAUCACUGGUUGCUAUUGCUGAUAUCUCUACUUUCUGUCAGAAACCUGAAGGCGUUGAUGAAGAUGACCUUAAAGGAUAUCCUCAUGUCAGCUGUGUUCUUCCUCAGAUUCAUCGUUAUGGCUCAGGUCUGGUGCAUUUGUGUCGUAAUCCGCAGCAUCUUAUACAUGCUGUACAUAGCCUUUGUUAAUGGUGGUCUCAUAGAGGGAGCCAAAAGGAUGAGGAUAUCGGACUUGCUCGGUGGUAUCAUUGAGCCAACUCUUGAUGAGGUCAUGGAGGUGCCAAGUGGUGUGGAUCGGCUGAGGAAGUACUCUGCCAGUUUCUCUUCCCAGAGAGAAUUGAGGGAGAUGGGGCAUGUGGCAGCUGUGACCUCCCCCGGGGAGGCCGAUGUACUGUCAGACGUAUUCGGCCUUAAAGUGAAGAAGGAUGGAGGUCAAUACAGACUUCUAACACAAGCCCUCACUGCCAGUCUGACUGACCUGUUCAACACAACCUCCAAAACGAUUGCCACCGCCGAUACUUCUGAGAAGCAUCAGCGGACGCAACUUAAGGCCCACACAGCCGCAGAGGAGAAAACAGAAGAUGAGGCGAUGCCUGAAUCAGAGAACGCAACUUUAGGGAAGGAAUCUGAGAAUAAAACUGGGAAAGCAGAGGCAGAAUGGAAAGCCAAGAGAGAUAAUAAGUCAGAGGAACCAGAGAGCCAACACUCUGCCCUCUGGGAGAUGAUAAGCACUCAUCACAAGAGCCUGCUGAAUUACUUUGCAAGGAAUUUCUAUAAUAUGCGUUUGCUGGCUCUGUUUGUCGCCUUCGCAAUCAACUUCAUCCUCCUCUUCUACAAGGUAGCAUCCUUGCCUGCAUCACAAGCAGAGGAAGGAGUGGUCGUAUCUGUCAAGAGUGAGGGACUGGACUCUGCUGCUGACGACGACAACAAGGGCGGAGAUUACUUUGUGCUGGAGGAGAGCAGUGGAUACAUGGAGCCAUCGCUCCGUUUCCUGGCUGUAGCUCACACGAUCAUCUCUUUCUGUUGCAUUAUCGGGUACUACUGCCUCAAGGUUCCAUUGGCAAUCUUCAAACGUGAGAAGGAAGUGGCACGAAGGCUGGAGUUUGACGGGCUGUAUGUGACAGAGCAGCCCCCUGAGGAGGACAUCAAAGGGCAAUGGGACCGACUGGUCAUUAACACACCAUCGUUUCCAAGUAAUUACUGGGAUAAAUUUGUGAAGAGGAAGGUGAUGGAUAAGUAUGGUGACUUUUAUGGCUGUGAGAAGAUUAGUGAACUCUUAGGUCUGGACCAAGCUGGAUUAGACUUCAGCUCUGAGAGAAAUGAGAAGAGGAGACUCAAAAGAGACGCUGCCUGGAGUGCUCUAUUCAACUCCAUUGACGUGAAGUACCAGGUCUGGAAACUCGGUGUUGUGUUCACUGAUAACUCCUUCUUGUACUUGGCCUGGUACAUGGCCAUGUCGGUUCUGGGUCAUUAUAACAACUUCUUCUUUGCUGCCCACCUUUUGGACAUCGCCAUGGGCUUUAAGACACUUCGUACCAUCCUUUCCUCCGUCACACACAACGGGAAACAGUUGGCCCUCACCGUGGGCCUGUUGGCGGUCGUGGUGUAUCUCUACACCGUCGUGGCCUUCAACUUCUUCAGGAAGUUUUACGACAAGAGUGACGACAAAGACGCCCGAGACAUGAAGUGCAACGACAUGCUUACUUGCUACAUGUUUCACAUGUACGUGGGAGUGCGUGCGGGCGGGGGCAUCGGUGACGAGAUCGAGGACCCCGCCGGAGAUGAGUUUGAAGUGGAACGCAUGGUCUUCGACAUCACGUUUUUCUUCUUCGUCAUCGUCAUCCUCCUGGCCAUCAUCCAGGGCUUGAUAAUUGAUGCCUUUGGGGAGCUUCGUGACCAGCAGGAGCAGGUGAAAGAGGAUAUGGAGACCAAAUGUUUUAUAUGUGGAAUAGGAAGUGAAUACUUUGAUACGGUCCCUCAUGGCUUUGAGACUCACACUCUGCAGGAGCACAACUUGGCCAACUAUCUAUUUUUUCUGAUGUACCUUAUCAACAAGGAUGAAACGGAACACACGGGGCAGGAAUCCUAUGUGUGGAAAAUGUACCAGGAGCGUUGCUGGGAAUUCUUUCCUGUGGGAGACUGUUUCCGUAAGCAAUAUGAGGAUCAACUGGGAUGAAAGAGAUCGAAAGCCUUCCUAGAUAAUGGCAUCACACUGAAGCCAUCUUGAUUGAUGCACUUGGACUCACUAAAUUACCUUGACUUUUGUGUGUGCACUAUUGAUUUUGGACGGAUUUUCCCACAAAGUAUACUUUACAUUUAUGCUAAUCAGUAUUUAAAAAUUAUAUUGAUUAAAUUAUUUGGAA
This is a messenger RNA of Sebastes umbrosus (honeycomb rockfish), 15264 nucleotides long. RefSeq names its product ryanodine receptor 2b (cardiac) (gene ryr2b). Lineage: Eukaryota; Metazoa; Chordata; Actinopteri; Perciformes; Sebastidae. Gene Ontology annotation, biological process: calcium ion transmembrane transport; intracellular calcium ion homeostasis. The record is from RefSeq and is a predicted model, not a curated record. Gene Ontology annotation, cellular component: smooth endoplasmic reticulum; Z disc; sarcoplasmic reticulum membrane. The transcript has 104 exons. Bases 78 to 15077 code for a protein of 4999 amino acids. Gene Ontology annotation, molecular function: protein binding; ryanodine-sensitive calcium-release channel activity; calcium ion binding.